Molecule: messenger RNA, 1527 nt
Organism: Bombyx mori (domestic silkworm)
Lineage: Eukaryota; Metazoa; Arthropoda; Insecta; Lepidoptera; Bombycidae
Product: CLIP domain-containing serine protease C9
Exons: 10
Coding region: 16-1452 (478 amino acids)
Biological process (GO): proteolysis
Molecular function (GO): serine-type endopeptidase activity
Source: RefSeq, a predicted model, not a curated record
AGCAACCUCAUAGGGAUGGGAGACUUUAAUGCGCGAACAGGAUACAGAGUAGACGGUGAAGAUAUAGUGCUGGGGCCAUACAGUACAGGAAAGAGGACACGAAACGUGUGCACAACCAUUGAACAAUCUGGAAACCUUUUAACUUUGAAGAAGCGGACGAGAAGAAAAAUUGCAGAAGACGAUUGGAUCUGGAGUACUACCAAAAGUCCGACUGCAGAUAGAAUAAUGCCGAAUUCAGAAGGUACAAAUGCAACACAAGCUGUAUUUCCGGUUCGUUCUACUCCAAGCGCGUCCACGAUGGUCUCCAGCCAGCCUUUAAUAAUGGCAGAGGGCACAGCGUCACCAAAUGUUACGCUUACACCGCAAGACUUGAUUUAUAAGAAAUGUAUUUCAGAAUUGGAAACUUUGGUAAUGCCAGAUUACCGACAGAAUAACCGACCGUACAGUGACGUCCGAUGCAGAGAAAAUUAUUGGUUUGCUGAGGCAACAAACACUCGGCAAUAUCUGGUGAGAGAAUGCGAAUUCAAAGCUUACAACAUCCGCUACUACGUCGGUGGCAGGGACACAUAUCUAGGAGAAUUCCCGCAUAUGGCUGCUCUUGGAUGGAAGACCUGGCUGGGUACAUGGGCAUUCAAGUGCGGCAGUACGCUGAUCAGUCACAAGUUCCUGCUAACCGCAGCGCAUUGUUCACGAGCCUCAGAAACUGACACAGAACUUGCUGAUCCGGUUCCGCAGAUUGUUAGAGUUGGGAUCAAAAACCUAGGACCUACGUUUGUAGGCCUCACCAGCUUCGUGUACCCUAAUGAGCAAGGUCGCAAAAACACUUCUUUCAUGGAAAAUCCUGUUGCGAUUUUCGCCUUGGAGCAAGGAAUAGAUUUCGAAAUCAAGCAAAUAAUAGUGCAUCCUAAUUACAAAUCUCCUGAAAAAUAUUUUGAUAUUGCCCUAGUAGAAUUGAAAAAGGAAGUAACGUACACUCCUACUUUAUAUCCAGCCUGUCUCUGGACUGAACCUAAUCUUGAUAAACUAGGAAAGAGUUUUGUAGGUACCGGUUGGGGUGUGGUACGAGAAGACGACAAUAAAAUAUCCCCCGAACUCCAAGCUGCAGAUUUGGAUCUCAUAGAUUCGAAAGUUUGUGAUGAAUUGUUGUCCAAACAUCAUAGUAGAAACUGGUGCGGAUUGUGGGAAAAUCAAUUUUGUGCAGGAAAACUGGAAGGAGGAGUAGACUCUUGUCAGGGUGAUUCAGGGGGUCCACUGCAGAAAAUGCUCCAAAACUCUCCUAAACCAUACCAUAUGUACUAUGUUGUUGGAGUAACAUCGUUCGGAGUUGGAUGCGGGCGUAAAGACCUACCUGGUGUCUUCACGAGGGUGUCUAGUUUCAUCAAGUGGAUUGAAGAUACAGUUUGGCCCCCAAACACGAGACAAUAUGUUCCGCAAUACAUUAAACCAGUUUAAUCAGAACAAUCAAUUUGAACUAUUCGAUUGAUUCUCCCCUACUUUUAUGUUAAUAAAAAUGAACAAUUAAGAAAA